AGUGUACUGGAAUCGCCUUGCGACGAGGCAGCCUGUGCUCCGCGAAGUGACAGGAUCUGCUUCGGAGCGCACACACCUAUACAAAGUGCGGCCUCCUUUGCCGCACAAGGUGCGUGGUGAGCAGUUCGUUGAAUACAACCAAUGACCUCCGUGACGAGUGCCACGCCUCACUUUUGUUGUUUGAAAUACACAACCAACCUCACAAAGAUACACGCCGCUUUUUUUCCUUUCUGGUCGGCACCAUUUUUCACCGCUGAGCGGCUUUUACCCUCCACGUCCAUCGAACGGUCAUUUGACUCGCUCUCCGCUACAGCAUCCCGAUCAUGUCCGUGAGAGUCGCAGUUCGGACUCGCCCACUCAGCGAGAACGAGUUGAAGACCAACGCCGAGGUAAUCGUCCGCAUGAACGGGAAUGAGGUCUCCGUAGUUGAAUCCGUGGAGGGGUACGGUGGAACGUUCCUGUACGACAGCGCGCUCUGGUCGACAGGUCGGGUCGUCGAAGGGUCCUCGAAUGCGGAGGCGUCGCAGGCGUACGUGUACGACGCCAUCGGCGCGGAGCUCCUUGAGCACAUCAUGACUGGCUACAACGGCUGCAUCUUCGCCUACGGGCAGACCGGCAGCGGAAAGACGUACUGCAUGAUGGGCACCACCGAGAGCGCCGGUCUCAUCCCGCGCAUUGCGCAGAACCUUUUCGAGGCGUCAGCGGCGCUGCGCAGCGAGAACGUGGAGGUCUGCGUCGAGGUCUCCUACUACGAAAUCUACAAUGAGAAGGUGCGCUGCCUGCUCCGGCCGACGCAGGGCGGCUACGACGACACGCAGCUGCGCGUCCGCGAGCACCCCAAAUACGGCCCGUUCAUCGAAGGACUCGCCAAGUUUGUGGUGCGCACGCAGGGGGAGUUUCUGAAGCUCAUGAGCGACGGCAAUAAGGUGCGCACGACGGCCUCCACCGCGAUGAACGCGACCAGCAGCCGCUCACACGCCGUCUUCGCCAUCACACUGACGCAGAAGCAGAAAAAAGGCAUCCUCGUCACGCAGAAAACGUCGCGGCUCAACCUGGUCGAUCUCGCCGGCAGCGAGCGGGCCUCCAAGUCGCUGGCGACGGGGAAGCGGCUGACGGAGGGAUCGAGUAUCAACUUGUCGCUGACGUGCUUAGGCAACGUCAUCAGCGCUCUGGCGGAGGUGGAGGAGACGGGAAAGAGCCGGCACAUCCCGUACCGCGACUCGACGCUGACGUGGAUUUUGAAGGACAACCUUGGCGGCAAUUCCAAGACCGUCAUGCUCGCCACCAUCAGCCCCUCCUCCAUGCAGUACGAGGAGACGAUGAGUACGCUGCGCUACGCGGAGCGGGCGAAGAAGAUUGUGAACAAGGCCGUCGUGAACGAAACAAACAACAACGAGCUCGUCGCGGCGCUGCAGAAGGAGAUUUCCUUCUUGAGGAGUCAGCUGGUCAGCGCGUCAACGAACGAGCGGGAACGCCUGCUGGAGGAGCUGGAAGCCAGCGAGGCCGUCAAAAAGGAGCUCACCUCCUCGCUAGAGGAGAAGCUGGCCGACACGAAGCGUCUCAUGGAGGAGCGAGAGGAGUACAUGCGAGGGCUCGAGGCGAAGCUGAACGCGCAGAUGGAGGAGAUCGAACAUUUGCGCGUUGCGAACGACGAAAAGGAGCGGCGUAUCGAUGCGCUGCUUCGUCGCAUUCAGAGCCUCGACGUCGCAGGCAGCGAACCCAACAGGGAAAAGGUGGAGGAGAUCCGGGAGCAGGUGGCAGCUUUGGAGCAAGAGCAGAAGGCGACCGAGACGCACAUGCGCGAGCGUCAGAAGCAGAUUCGCGGCUCCAUCGGCGUGUCAGAAAACGACGACGACGGCCCAUCGUUUUCCUUGGCUGCCUCAUUGGCGCCCCCCUCGGCACGGUUUCCACCUGCGACGACGGCGCAGCUGCCGGCGUUUGAAGAACAAGGGGCCGAUGAAGCAGAGCUGCCGACAGCGGUAAGAGCUGCAAUCCAGCGGAGUCGCACCUCCUCCAUCGCGCAGUUCAACAUCGAAGAGGAGCCGUUGGCAGAAGCGAUGGAAGAGGCGGACGAUGACCUCACUUUAGAGUCCCACCACGAGAGCGUGGAUGAGGGCCUGGCGGCCGACGAGGACUUAAUCUUCGACGACGAACUCGAAAUCUCCGCGCCGGCUGACUCCGACUUGGAUGAGUUGCUCGUGGACGACUCAGAUUUGCGGGUGCCGCCAGACAGCGCCGAAUCAGAAAGGAAGGAGGCGCCGAAGGAGGAGGUAGGAGUGCUGCGUUCCGACUCUGCUGACGCUCUGACGGAAGAAGAGAAGCCGGGAAAACGAUCGGUGGAGGUUCAGGUAAGUGCGACGGCCGCAGAAGCAGCGGCGACGCCGUUCCCUCGUGGGGAUACCUCUUCGCAGAUAGACGCACCUGCUCUACUAUUGCCGACGAGCAACGCUUCACGAACGGUAUUGCAGGACGCGCCAUCUCCUUCACCACCGCAUCAGCCUCUGUCCCCUUCCCUAUCCCCCCUUCCCUCUCCCGCGGUCUGUGACACGAAGAUGGAAGAGGUGGCGGCAAACAAUGAAACGGCAGCUGCAGCCACCGCGGCCCCCGUCCCCCGCGCCGAAUCACUCUCUUCACAGCAGCCAACGCAGCAAGGUGCGACCAUCAUCGAGAUGCAGGUCGCCCUGGAGGAGUUCUUCACCAAGUCACGCGACCGACCCGAGAUCUACGCACCCAACGAGCACACGGCGCAGCUUGUCAUUCCUUCUCAUGCCUUGCCCAACAACCGCUUUCUGCGCGAGGCCUUCCGUGUCUCCAAGAUGCGCGAGACGGAUGUGCUAAAGCACAAGAAGGACCGUAUCUGGGAAAUUGACAUGUUCAGCAGCCGCUUCAGCAACCUGGACACGGCCGGCGUGAAGUCGUUCGAUCUUCCAACGAUGAAUUUGUUUCGUGUCGAGAAGAACGCGACGCACUCGCGGCGUCUCGCGCUGUACUUCUUUGACGCCCCGCACCCGUACGAGCUGGAGUUCACCUCGACAGCACGUCGCCAGCAGUUCUUUGAACUUUCCAUGCUGCUGCGUCGCAACUCCAUUCUGUGGUGCCCGUCGCUUUGCCUGGACGGCGAGAACGACGUGACAAUUACCGUUCGGGGCACCACCAUUGACCGCCCGAGCCACAACGGCAUUCCCGUCAGCGGAGAGGUGAAGAUGACGGUGGCACGCAUGCCGUACGAGGUGAUCGACCUGUGGUACGGCUGCUUCUCCCUUGACAACAAACCGCUGCCGCACAGCACGGCAGUCUUCAGCGGCUACCUUCCUAAAGAGCAGCGUGAGAUCUACGUGAUCGGAGUCACCGACGUGCCCGCCUCCCUUCUCGGGACAGACGAGCUGGGGCGCUACUUUCUGGCGUACUUGGGGACGGUCACGUACUUUGUUCUCGCCAACACUGCGAUCACCUCGAAGAAGCACCAAGCAAACAAUGCCGUGCUGGUGCUGUGCAAGCGCUCUUUUAUUGUGCGGGUAGCCAACAUCGAGCUCUUCGACAACGUCGCCGUCCACAAAGACGGCGUCCACAGAGGCGACUUCAGCGCAACCGGGUGUGCCCUUCGCAUCAACGAAUCCUCGAUCGGCAUCAUUUUGGUCAACACGAAGCCGGGCAGCUACACCCCAUCUACCCGGGCCGCGUGUAUUCGCACACUUCUCUCCAGCUUUCCAUUUGCUGACGCUGCGGUAGACAUUUCGAUGCGGUUCGACUACUUUGUGGUGUCCGGCGCCUUCCACUUCGGCGGCGACUUUAGCGCCGAGGACGCGUUGAUCCGCGAGAUUCUGUCGGAUAAUCUCAUGUCGAACAUGCGCGAGAUGGAGCCAAGCGCGACGCUGCGCUGCUCGACCGCGCCGCUGCGCAUUUUCUACUCCGUGCGGCCGAGCGUCUCGCGCAUGGACGUCUCCGCGUACUCGACGUCGCGUGCGCUGGGCCUCGCCAACGCGUUUAUCGCGGCGGAUGUGUUUUGCCAGCGCUCGUUUCUCAGCCUCUUUGGGGAAACGGUGCCGCACGUGCAGAUCCUCCUCGAACGGGUGACUGUCAGCGGAGCGCGACUGCCCUCCAUCGGCGGAGCUGAGCUCCAGAUUUCAAUGGACGCCGCGGAGGGCUCCCCCAUGUACUACCAGCUGACGAAGCGGGACGGCAACUACAUCAUCCCCGUUUUCACUGAGCCGUGUCUUCAGCCUUGCGUCAGUAACCUCGAGUAUCUGCGCCUGCAGACGCUCACGUUCACCGUUCUCGGCAGCGUGGGGUCGAUGGAGGCGCACAAGCGCAUUGUCGUCGCCUCCGGGGUGUUUCCGCUGAAGUCUGUCGUCCUCGCAGAGCCCGCCCUGCUGCACAUCCCUCUCUACUACCGAGGGUGCACUGUGGGUAAGCUGACGGCCGUCCUCCACCAACUGUACUACGAGCGCAACAGCGCCGAGGUCAGCGCGCUCGGCUUCCACGACGCGCGGUGUGUGACGCUUGUCACGUGUUUCGAGAACGAGAUCCGUCGACCCAGCGGCAGGUGGGUGCCGGCCUCCCCUGUGGAAGGCGGCGUGUGCCAUUUCUCCUCGCACGACCCAACGCAGGCGCGCGAGCGAGACGAGUUUCUGCUGCCCGAUCCGCACACGUGGCGCUGGCUUACGGAGUGGCAGCACGACCAGCGCGAGGACGACUCGCAAGGUUGGGUGUACGCAGAUGGGGUCGAGGCGGAGCUGCAACUCACCGCCACCGCGACCACCAGCAUCCGACGCCGCCGGUGGACGCGGAUGAUGCAAGCCAGCAACCCCAUUGUCUACCACGGCUACCUCGCGCAGAAGCUAUCGGAUGGUGCGUAA
Molecule: messenger RNA, 4856 nt
Organism: Leptomonas pyrrhocoris
Lineage: Eukaryota; Euglenozoa; Kinetoplastea; Trypanosomatida; Trypanosomatidae
Product: putative Unc104-like kinesin
Exons: 1
Coding region: 324-4856 (1510 amino acids)
Biological process (GO): microtubule-based movement; mitotic spindle organization
Molecular function (GO): microtubule binding; microtubule motor activity; ATP binding
Source: RefSeq, a predicted model, not a curated record